CUCACCGCCGCCUCGCCGGCUUCUUCGCCUCAUUACAUCGCCCGCUGCCCUUUUUCUGCAUUUUUUUAGGAAGAAGAAACCGCGCAUUUUGGACCAAAUCAAGAAACCAUCACCAUGGCGAGCACCGAGGACAAACCGGCCAACAAGGAGAACACAUCCAGCUGGAAGGACUCCUUCUACAACCCGAGGACCGGGGAGGUGCUGGGUCGCACCGCCAGCAGCUGGGCCCUCAUCCUGCUAUUCUACCUGGUUUUCUACUGCUUCUUGGCUGGGAUGUUCGCCCUGACCAUGUGGGUGAUGCUGCUCACUUUGGACGAUUAUGUGCCGAAGUACCGAGACCGCGUUCCCUACCCAGGGUUGGCCAUUCAGCCAAAUUCACUUGAUAUAACAUUCAGUAAAUCUGACCCGACCAAGUAUUCAUCGUAUGUUCAGCUCCUGGAAAACUACCUGCAGAACUAUAACGACUCAGUGCAGGAGUUGAACCAGGACUGUGUCCAAGGAAAGUAUUAUCUGCAGGACGAUUCCGAAGGGAUGACAAAGAAAGCUUGCCGCUUCAAGAGGGGCUCCCUGAGUCUCUGCUCCGGCCUCUCUGACACCACCUUUGGAUAUUCUGAGGGACAACCCUGCGUGGUGCUGAAAAUGAACAGGAUCAUUGGCCUGAAGCCUCUCGGGGAUCCCUACAUCAACUGCACAAUAAAAAAAGACACCCCGAUUCAAAUGCAGUAUUUCCCCCCUGAGGGGCGCUUUGAUCUGAUGUAUUUCCCCUACUACGGCAAGAAAGCCCAUGAGACUUAUGUGCAGCCCCUGGUGGCUGUGAAGCUGCUGCUCACCAAGGAGGACUACAACAAGGAGCUGUCGGUGGAGUGCAGGGUAGAGGGCUCCAACCUCCGCAACAACGACGAGAGGGAUAAGUUCCUGGGCCGCAUCAACUUCAGGAUCAAGGUGCUCGAGUAAAAGAGAAGACGGCCCGUAUAUAAAAAGGAAAAACCGAAGCAGAGGCUGCCUACAUUUGCUAAGGAUUUAUGUUUAAAAAUAAAUAUAAAAAAAGGAAGGAAGUGUCAAAUACGUCAGAAAAAGACGGCAUUUUUGGGAUGUGGCCAAAUAGUUAGAUACAGAUAUUGAAUGUUGUUUUGCUGACAUUUCUGACCCUUCUUUCCUUCGUGAUCUCCUCGAAGAUCAAAGACACAGGUUGCUCUGCUCCUGACCCCACCCGUCCAUCCAUCCAUCCCUUCAUUCACCUGUUGCACUGCUCAUUCUUCACUCAGUUUAUUAUCAUUAUUGUUUUUUUUUUUUUAGUAUUGAUGUGAUUAGAUAACUUAUAGCCAUUGCAACCAAGCCAUUUGGAGCUGUUGUGUAAUUGCUGAUACAAUUUUUUUAAAUGUUUUUUAGAUCUUUCUGCUGUCAGGAAGAGAGUGUUGUUUAUCAUCUCUCCAAACUAUGAACGACUGUAUUAUCGCCAGUGUUGAGGGGAUUUUUAUCUUGCUGUAUAGUAUAACUGAGAAAGUAGAUCAUCUUUCCAAACACAUCUUCAGAGUAUUUCACAUUAUCACAUCACAAAGACUUCAUAGGAUCGUACCUUGAUAAUCAAGUAUAGCCACUGUAUCCCUGUAUAUGAAAUGCCAAUUACAAAGUCCCUUUCUACAUAUAAAUACAUUGUGAUCCUUACAAUAUUUAGGGAAUUAUAGAUCUUCGUGUUGUGGCCUGCGUAGCCACAACCCAGUCUUGUGCCGUCUGUCUGUCCGUCUGUCUGCAUGUCUGUCUGUAUGUCUGUCUGUCUGCCCGUCUUCCUGUUUACUCACCUCUCCACUGCAAUAGCCAACAUGUGGGUGAGCCCUCCAGGACUAGAAGCGUGUCUCGCUCCACCUCGGGGUGCUGCGUAGUGAUGGUGGCUGAGGAGACACACACACACACAAACACAAACGCACACAAGAAGGUACAGUGUAAAAAAAAUAUUUGCUUUUAACACGGGAAAGCAUUGCAAAAAUAAAAAGUUCACUGUAACUAUGUACUGUAUAUCUUCACGUGAUCUGUAUAUCUAUCUGGGUCUCAAAGAUUGUUUGUUAGUUUUCUCUCUUCUUCAGCCUGUUGAUCUGAUUGUCUGCCAAUCUAUUACUCUUCAAUGUAUAUAUAUAUACACUAUCUACCAUAUUUACUUAAUUCACAUUGUAUUUUUGUCACAAAACACAAUGUCUGUGCACUGUAAAGAAAUAAUUUAAGCAAAGAUUUACAGGAAAUUAUCUUAUUCAAAGCUAUGUUUACACAGUCUUAAAAGGAACCCGUAUUUGAAAGACCAACUUGUAACAUCUCUUCAGGGUGCCUUAAGACCUGAUGAAAUAAAUUGUGGAAUAAAAGUGAUUUUGAAGAAAAAA
This is a messenger RNA of Centropristis striata (black sea bass), 2369 nucleotides long. It is a transcript of the gene atp1b3a, whose product is annotated as ATPase Na+/K+ transporting subunit beta 3a. Gene Ontology annotation, biological process: intracellular potassium ion homeostasis; sodium ion export across plasma membrane; intracellular sodium ion homeostasis. The transcript is spliced from 7 exons. Gene Ontology annotation, molecular function: ATPase activator activity. Gene Ontology annotation, cellular component: sodium:potassium-exchanging ATPase complex. The coding region runs from base 115 to 954 and encodes 279 amino acids. Lineage: Eukaryota; Metazoa; Chordata; Actinopteri; Perciformes; Serranidae. The record is from RefSeq and is a predicted model, not a curated record.